AUUAAAAAAAAAAAAUCUGUUGUCAUUUGCAAAGAGCAAUUUUUCUCUCAUUUUCUUGAGAAAAAUUUUAAUCUUCUAUUUCUGACACUGAGAUUCUCCUCUAACUAUUUCUUUCCAUUUCCACUGUUCUCUCCGUGACUUGAUUCCUCCGUCUUUUGAACAAACGCGUUGACCUCUUUCUUGGGUUUCGUUCCUCCAAUCCAAAGUUUUGAUCUUUCACAAAAUUCUAAAGUUGAAACAAAUUUUUAGUCAAAUGGGUCUAAUGGGUUUCUUCCAAAUCCUCAGAUUCCUCUGAAUUCAUCUGGGUUCAAUUUUCCUUCUGCUUUUCAUUGUUUUUCUGUGUUUAUGUGUAUGUGGUUCUUGAAUUUGAUGGAUAACACGGAUUCGAAGGUUGUUAAAGAUGCUAAGAAAUACAUGAUGGAUAAACCUGUGGUGACUUGUGUUAUGGAUGGUGAAAAGGUUGAAGAUCAUGUAAAUGGUGACGAUGAUAGUGAUUCUCAUUCUUUGUUGCCUCCUAGGAGAGGUGGAAUGUCUCGGAACUCUGAUAAGACAAGAAGGAAAGUACAGUGGAAUGAUAAGAAUGGUAAUAAGCUUGCUGAGGUGUUGGAAUAUGAACCAAGUGAUGUCAGCGACUCAGAAGACGACGGAGAUUCUGAUUCUUGUAUCUGUACAAUAAUGUAGAAAUCAUCUUGGUAUUAGUUGUCUCAAACUCUGAAUUAUUCAGGGUCAUAAUUGUAGCUUGCCAACCCUGAAUUUGACCAAAUUAGAGACAAAACAUGUUAGAUUUUUGUUCUGAGGUGGGGCCGCAUAGUCCAAUAACCACGAUACUUGGAUUCAGUUCAUCUUAUUGAAUUUCGAGAUGAUUUGUUACACGGACUUUGGGAUGACUCUUCGGACGUAGGUUGAAACACGCGUUACUUCAGCAAUAUGAUUUGGACAGUGAUGAUAGCUUUCAUGCUUCGCCACAUCUACUGAUGCUGUAAAAGUCGCGCAUUCAACUGAUUAGAUCAUUAUCUUUCUUAUCAAAGAGGAGACAACUCCACUAUUUCAUUUUGUUUUUUGGUAACUCGUUCAAUGGAACAAAUUUUCAUGAUUCUAGUUUUUUUCGGUUAAAAGAGUCUGCGAGACUUAAACAUACCAAGUGCGGAGAAUAGGGGUAUUAUGGAUUUGAACCUGCGUUCAAGCACAUCAAAUAUUCAUCUGCACUUAAGAUGAUUCAAGUAUUCACUCCCAAGUACCUGGUUCUUCAUUGUGCUCUUGAUUCUUGAAGUUUGCAUUCACUUGUAUCUUUUACCUGGAUCUACUUUUCAUGUCAGACACAUGAGUUUUGUACACAAUGUCUAGGAAUGAGUCUAUUCGACGUUUAUACCUUAACAAUAUCUUUGUAAUUUUUGUAUUAAAUAUGAAUGAAUUACGAAAACAUCUCAUGAGGUACAUUAAGUCUAUAAAAUUUAGUGAAACUUGAAAUUUUAUCGAUA
Molecule: messenger RNA, 1478 nt
Organism: Lathyrus oleraceus (garden pea)
Lineage: Eukaryota; Viridiplantae; Streptophyta; Magnoliopsida; Fabales; Fabaceae
Exons: 2
Coding region: 346-681 (111 amino acids)
Source: RefSeq, a predicted model, not a curated record